Molecule: messenger RNA, 2447 nt
Organism: Paramisgurnus dabryanus
Lineage: Eukaryota; Metazoa; Chordata; Actinopteri; Cypriniformes; Cobitidae
Product: torsin-1A-like
Biological process (GO): nuclear membrane organization; protein localization to nucleus
Cellular component (GO): endoplasmic reticulum; endoplasmic reticulum lumen; nuclear envelope
Molecular function (GO): kinesin binding; ATP hydrolysis activity; ATP binding
Source: RefSeq, a predicted model, not a curated record
GAAAGCGAGACUGGAUGAGACACUGGAAGUAACUCCACAAUGAAAGCGUCGUAUUUUUUUAUAGUUUUAUUGCUGUUUUCUGAUAUAGCAUUUACGUCAGGUUUUAUGGAAGUUUUGGUAGGCAUUGCUUCUCAUGUCUACACAUUGUUUAAAGGGGAUCAAUUAUUGACUUUCGAUCCAAAACGUUUGAGGAAAGAUUUACAUGAGAAUCUCUAUGGGCAGCACAUCGUGUCAGAGGUGGUACUGAAAUCUGUGUCAGCAUUUUUGACGGACAGUAACCCGAACAAACCCCUGGUCCUGUCUUUUCACGGGCCCACGGGAGUGGGAAAAAACCAUGUCGCUAAAAUCAUCGCGAGCAACAUUUACGAGAAAGGAGACCAGAGCAAACAUUUUAUCACAUUUAUUUCUGAGCAUCAUUUCCCGCACAAAGACAAGGUCGACAUAUACAGUGCACAACUAAAGCAGUGGAUUCAUGGAAAUGUAUCAAGCUUUCCUCGGUCCGUGUUUGUAUUUGAUGAAAUGGACAAGAUGAAUCCGCGGUUGGUCGAAACCAUAAAACCCUUUCUGGACUAUAUGCCACUUGUAGAUGGAGUGUCAUACCGCAAAGCCCUCUUCAUUUUUCUGAGCAAUGCAGGUGGGAAUGUGAUUGCCAAAAUGGCUCUGGAUUUCUGGAAAGAAGGUAAAGACAGAGAAGAACUUCAGAUAAACAGCAAGGGAAUGGAGACUGAAAUCCUUCAACAUGUCUUUAAUGAUAAGAGCAGUGGAUUUUGGCGCUCUCAUCUAUUAGAUCAUCACCUGGUGGAUCACUUUAUUCCUUUCCUACCUCUGGAACUGAGACAUGUACGUCAAUGUGUUCUGGCUGAAAUGGCCAAUUUGAACAUGACUGUGGAUCGUUACCCUGAACUUGCAGACACAGUUGCCAGAGAUAUGCCAUAUUUCCCAUCAGAGGAGAAAAUAUUUUCUGUUAAAGGCUGCAAGUCAGUCAGACAGAAGUUAAUGCUGUACACCGAUCUUUAGAUGAAAGAGACUUGUUUACCUUUGCUUACAUACCGGUGCCAGCCAAUACGAGAGGCUGUUAUAGAUCAUUUUAUUCCUUAGAGUUACUGAUAUUGUGUCUGGUUAUAUUUAAUUGAUUUUGCUAUGAUAAUCUCCUGCUAGAUAUUUCAGGUAUUGUUAUUGGAGCACUUCUUUUCUCUGUGUUAUAAGAUGCAUUGCCAGAGGCAACAUAGAGGCAUAGGUAGGCGGCUGCUUUGGGCCCCCUAUCAGCGGUCAUAUUAGGGGGGCCCCAAUUAAACCUAAUAAAUAAAACCCUAAUCAUCAUAAACACUACAAAAGCAUUAUAAAUUGUAUUAAUAUUCUUAAGAAAUACGCUGAAACUUUUUUUUUUAAUUUCACAAUAAAAAGGACUAGUCUGUAACGGUGCGCGCUGCGCCCCGCAAAAGAUAAACAGAGAGUGACAGGAGGAUUGGGAAAGUACACGAACCGAGACGAAUCAAGACAAAUAAACGUAAAAUGGGGCUUUGGUGAGUCAACCGCCUAGUUCUGCUAGUAAUCGCCUUAGCCCUACACUGAUAAAAAUGAUUUUGUGGUGAAGUAAAUAACGUUAUUACAGAAAAAAAUAAUUGACACCUUAUGUUAUGUUGGGGAUGUUUUUGUCCACUAUGGGUUGCUGUUGAGUCUUAAUUUGGCCACAUAUUUCUCUAUGUUUCAGCAAAUGGAAUAGUUUUUGUUGACAAAACUUAUUUUGACACAUAUUUUGGGAAAAUGCUUUAAACAUUUUUCAAAAAGUCAACAAUACAAUACACUGUGGGCAAAUUCACAACCCUUUCAUUAUGUUUGUGAAGAAAACAUAUACUAAAUUAAUUUGCUGGUAAAAUCAGAUAAAUAUUUGGUUUAAAUUUUUUGCAUAAAUCUGUUAAUCAACCUCAGUCCUGAUCAAAACUGCUAAAUGCUUAAUAAAAAACCCAGGAUUUUUACUUUUUAAUUGCCAGUGAACUCGCUGAUUUGGGAAAACACAGAUUUUUUUACCUUUUAUCACAGUCUUGGGUAUGUGAAAAAUUUGUAACAACAUUGGCUUUGAUGCAUUGUUAGUUUUUGUGCAGCAUUAGAUUUUUUUCUCCAUAAUUUAAUGUUCGUGGCUGUUUUUGCCCUUAUGACUUAUUCUCUAUUGGUUUGUGUAAUGCUACACUUUGUGUGUUCUCUGCUUUCCAUCUUCAUUUUGGAAGUGUUUUUUUUUGAAAAUGUUUUCGUUCUCUUUUAAAGAUCGGAUAGGAGGGCCCCCUACAUACAUUCGCCUUGGGCCCCCAAUUUGUUAAAUCUGCCACUGUGCAUUGCAUGAGAGUAAUUUUUCUUAGAUUUUUAUCCUUAUUUGUGUGUGAGUUUGUUGUGAUUUAAAACUUGACUCAUGUGUGAAAGAAAUAUUAAAGAAAAUAUUUUUAUUUGCCUCA